Heterobilharzia americana is the source of this 649-nucleotide messenger RNA. NCBI's taxonomy places the organism in Eukaryota, Metazoa, Platyhelminthes, Trematoda, Strigeidida, Schistosomatidae. The record is from the annotation of a GenBank genome assembly.
UGGACAUUGAAUACUGGGAGCAGGUUCCUUUUUCCACUAUUUGCGGUACUUAGCUGGUCAUUUUUGCACUUUCAGUAACAUGGGACUUCUCGCUUGUAUCACAAAUAAAUAGCUUGUUAGGAAAUCGUUUCUGCCUACAAUAUUCCAUCAAAGUGUUCAAAUGAUUUGGUAGAGUAAAAUCAUUGUGGUAUCCAAAUUAUGGAUCCUGGCACCAACGAUUAUCGUAGUGGAAAUGUUAAUGCAGAUUUGCGCAAUUCUUCGUAUCGUGUUUCUACAGGUAUCCCGAUAUUAGACGAUUCAAUGCAAGGCGGUGGUUAUGCAGAAAGUGUUGGCCAAGAAAAGGCUGGGAGUUUUCUUUGUCUUAAUCGAGCCCAGGUAGAGUAUUUACACAGCCAUCCAUACACACAAAGUAGCACUGCGGAAAAUGAUCGUCAUUACCUUAGCAGUUUUAAUGAACUUCCUCAUAGUGGAUCCCGAAAACAUUCACUCUCCGGCGUUGUACGGACUAGGAGACGGAAAGCUGGAUAAGUGAGGAAGAACGUGUCUGCAUUGUGUGUGGUGAACCAGCAUCCGGCUACAAUUUUGAUCGUCUUACAUGCGAAAGCUGUAAGGCUUUUUUCGUCGGAACGCGCUGAAACCUCGGGAUAAA